Molecule: messenger RNA, 267 nt
Organism: Protopolystoma xenopodis
Lineage: Eukaryota; Metazoa; Platyhelminthes; Monogenea; Polystomatidea; Polystomatidae
Source: the annotation of a GenBank genome assembly
AUGCACGCGCACACACAUCAAAUAUGCACGCACACCUGCUUGGAGGAGAGGCGAGCAGUCGCGAUCGAUCGCAGUCUGUCUCAGACAUUUGAUUUGCCACCUUCUUGGCUUGCGGUCGAUAUUGUUGUGCCUCGCCUCAGCUCUGCCGAAAUAUUCGCCCAAACAUAUUCAACAGUCGCGCGUUCGCUGACCGAGACGAGAAUACAAUUACCCAAUGAGCAUGCCUCAAGCUGCAAGUCAGAAUACACAAAACACAUUCCUUUAUGA